Daphnia pulex (common water flea) is the source of this 677-nucleotide messenger RNA. RefSeq lists its product as uncharacterized. The coding region runs from base 22 to 591 and encodes 189 amino acids. The transcript has 4 exons. The record is from RefSeq and is a predicted model, not a curated record. NCBI's taxonomy places the organism in Eukaryota, Metazoa, Arthropoda, Branchiopoda, Diplostraca, Daphniidae. Gene Ontology annotation, cellular component: membrane.
ACUACUAAUAAAACUAAUAAAAUGCAGUCAUUCGUCAGUUAUUCAGUGUCAGAACCAACCAAAUUGAAGUCAAAGUUUCUCUUGACCUGUUCCGUUAUCAAUAUUUUGCUUUUCCCGAUAUGUGUAGGCUUAGAGGUAGCGUAUCCGUAUAUGUACCAAGGAAUAUGGGGGUCGAUCGCGUUUUUUUUUGCGGGAAUACUUGGCUUCAGCACUUCCUACACACCGGAAAAAUUGCUACUUUGGGCGACCCUGGUUUUUUCUUUUUUUUCCGUAGUUACAGCAACAAUUUCUUGCAUGAUAUCUUCAUUCGGCAACGCACAUGGAUACAGUGACUGCAUCUACGUUUGGAAUAGCACCCAUAAUCACAGUGAACGUAUUUGUAGUGAUUAUUACUAUCCGAAAACCCAGAUAGUCUUGUUGGUCGCCGAAUUCGUUGCCGUGAUCAACAACCUUGUGAUUAUGAUAUUGUGCAGUAGAAUCAUCUGCAAUUGUUGCAAGCCAAUUGCCCCGCCAAUUCCAAUCGUGGCAGUUCAUCGGAAUGUCCACAAUGCGCAGCAACAGACGCCAAUUUAUUCGACUGAAGAGCAGUAACAAAUUUCAGCGUUCUUACCCAACAACAGCUUACUCGCCAAGUCAACAGCAACCAAUGCAAAAGCAGAAUCAAGGCAAAUCCACAA